UUAUAAAUUAUCUCUCCAUUUGCUGGUCAACGAAAGCUCAAAUAUGCCACAUGAUGAGCAACUUGGUUACGUUACACACAAAGCUCUAUACUCUCCAGUGCGAGGCUCCCUCGAAGAAGGCUCCGCUUAUUUCUGGCUGGCUCAUCUCUUUGUUUCUCGAGCGUCAACAAUGUCGGCGAAGGGGAACAUAGUUCUGUUCCCGUUCUUGGCUCAGGGCCACAUGAACCCCUGCCUCGACCUCGCCCGCCUCCUCGCCGCCCGCCACCCCAGUCUCACCCUCACCCUCGUCACCACCUCCGGCAACCUCCCCCACCUCCGCCGCCUCUUCCCCCCCGACCUCUUCCCCUCCCUCCGCCUCGCCGCCCUCCCCUUCCGCCCUUCCGACCACGGCCUUCCCCCCGACGCCGACACCACCUUCGCCCUCCCCGCCCACCUGGUCACCCCCUUCAACCACUCCACCUACUCCCUCCGACCCCACUUCCACCGCCUCCUCUCCGACCUGUCCGCCGCCGGAGCUGGCGGUGCCGCCCCUCCCCUCCUCUGUGUCAUCGCCGACAUGUUCCUCCCCUGGACCGUCCCCAUCGCCCAGUCCCUCGGUGUCUUCCACGCCGUCCUCUACACCUCCGGACCCUUCGCCAUGUCUAUUUAUAAUUAUAUUUGGAGCCGUCUCCCCCAUGUCGCCUCCGACGCCGACGAGUUCGCCGUCCCGGACCUCCCCGGCGUCGCCGUCCGCCGCUCCCAGCUCUCCCGCAACAUGCUCUCCGCCGCCUCCCCCGACCACCCCUCCGCCGUCUUCGUCCGCCGCCUAGCCGAUCUCUGCCGCCGCUCUAGCGCCACCCUCUGGAACACCGCUGAUGCCCUCGAGAAGCCCUUCCUCGACGCCUGGGUCAGAUCCUCCGGCCUGCCCGUCUUCGCAGUGGGCCCCCUAUUCGCCGCAGCCCCGAAGCCUCCCGCCGGCCGCGGCGUGAAGGACGGAGGCGCCGCCGACGCGGCGGCCGGUUGGCGAGCGUGGCUCGACCGGCACCCGCCGGGGUCGGUGGCGUACGUGUCGUUCGGAUCGCAGAACCGGCUGCCGGCCGGGGAGGCGGCGUCGCUGGCUGCGGCGCUGGAGGGGCAGGGUCGGCCGUUCCUCUGGGCGGCGCCGGCGGUGGACCAGGCGCCGGAGGGGGUCUUCGGAGAGGGAGUCGGACUGGUGGUCAGGAGUUGGGUUCCGCAAAUCGAGAUUCUAGGGCACGCGGCGACGGGGGCGUUCGUGAGCCACUGCGGGUGGAACUCGUCGUUGGAGAGCAUGCGGCACGGAGUGCCGGUGAUCGGGUGGCCGCUGGGGAGCGAGCAGUUCUACAACGCGAAGCUGAUGGCGGAAGAGAUCGGGGUGUGCGUGGAGGUGGGGAGCGCGGCGGAGGCGGCGGCGGCGGUGGCGGAGGUGAUGGGUCAGGGGGAGAGAGGGAGGGAGAUACGGCGGAGGGCGAGGGAGGUCGCGGAGGAGCUGGAGGCGGCGGUGUCGGAGUCCGGAGGGGUCAAGGGGGCGUCGCUGAGGGCGCUGGAUGAGUUUGUCGAGAGUGGUGCUCAGACGGUCCGAUUGCGGUGCCGAGCCGGAGGGGAGCACCUGAUCAACGGCUGGCAGUGUGAUAUGGAGGUGAUCUCUUGUGCCCGUUUGUGUUACGCUUCUUUGGCAGCGAGUCCGGUCAACGUCAGGCUGCACAUUUCGCCAUUAUUUUUUCCGCCUUAAAAUGCUCUCCU
Molecule: messenger RNA, 1740 nt
Organism: Elaeis guineensis (African oil palm)
Lineage: Eukaryota; Viridiplantae; Streptophyta; Magnoliopsida; Arecales; Arecaceae
Product: crocetin glucosyltransferase 3
Molecular function (GO): UDP-glucosyltransferase activity
Source: RefSeq, a predicted model, not a curated record